UUAAAAUUGAAGGAUGACCUAUCCUCCGAAAAAUCCUAGAGGUUGGGAGCACACAGCCACGAACGUUUUGGGUGACAAAAGGGCCAAGAUGCGAACCAACGUUUUACAUCAAAGAGUAAUAAUCGUUCCACAGAUUAAUCUGGUCUAGGCGGUCCUAGGUAAAAGCAAUACAUUCUGUCGUUCCCUUCCACCACCAUCGUUUGCUUACGGAAUCAGAAGCCAGAAGGGCGACAGUGUAGCUCAAGGUAACGAGUAAAUUUCAGGUUAAUUAUGUAUAAAGCUUUAUGUUGGCCCGAUGAGCGUUUCGAGCUUUGUUCGCAAGAGAUGGUACGAGACUUUAUUGCACUCAACUGUGAGGGGGUCAAGCAUGGUGUAACAAACUGCAAACAACUAUCUCAUUUCCGCGCAACGAAUGAUAUCUUGAAACCGAAAGAACUUUUUCAUCGGCGGAAGAUUCGGCAGUAUCCGAUAGAUCCUAACUUCAGUCAUGGUGUGGUCGACCGGUCAUUCACGCCCAUGCACGAAUUGAUCGCUCACAAGUACCAAUCGGACUGGCUCGAAGCGCAAAUGAAAAGGCUGGCCCAUUUAUAUGAACAGCAACAUGGUGCACUGGACACUUUCAGGAGUGAGGCUUGCCGGAAAGAGGCCUUUCGGGCAUAUGAAGCGGAGAAGUCCGCGCGUUUGGGAAUGCUUGGUCAAGGAAUACCCCGAUCCGGUGAGGCUGGAUGAACAGCUGCAAGGAUGGUCUGUAGGAAAGACUCAUUACCUCUGCUUCGCACGGUUUCACAUCCCAGUUUCAACACCAACCGUC
Opisthorchis viverrini is the source of this 811-nucleotide messenger RNA. RefSeq lists its product as hypothetical. The record is from RefSeq and is a predicted model, not a curated record. Lineage: Eukaryota; Metazoa; Platyhelminthes; Trematoda; Opisthorchiida; Opisthorchiidae. Bases 271 to 729 code for a protein of 152 amino acids. The transcript has 3 exons.